AUGCAAAAAUUACAUGAUUUUCCAUAAUGUUUAGAUCACAAAGAAAUUGCUUUAUUUUUAACAAAAUCAGAAUCUUAAUAAAAAGCAUUAAGACUUUGUCACAAAUGUGUAGUUGAUUAAUAGAAGAGUUUAAUUUUGAUAGAGGAUGCUAUAAAAUAGUUUGAAGAAAUAAAGUCUACGCUUUUGUAACAAGGAGAAUCGAUUAAUUUGUAGAACAUUAGCAUAUUAAAUGAUCUAAAGGAACAGCUUUCAAAUCUUUGCAAAAACAUAAAUGUUUUAAUUGACAAAAUCAACUAAAAUAUUGAUUCAUAAAUUGAAUUUAUUGAAUAAACCUCUUAAUCAUUUCAGAAGAUGAUAGGUGAUAUUUAGUUUGAUUAAAUAGAACUUAUCAACAAAGAUAAAAGUUCAUUUAUAAAAUAAUAGGUGAACUUUAGAGAAUUAUAAUAAUCACUUAUUACUUAAAUAGGGAAUUUAUUCUCAAGCCUAUGUAAAACAAAGCUUGAACAAUUAAUAUAAGGAAUGGAAGUGUUUGAACAGAAUGAGAUCAUAAACCAAUUUUUUGAUUUUGGAUUAUUGACAAAUCUCUAGAAAGAAUAAACCCCUAAUUGGAUUUGUGAAAAACAUUAACUAUAGAUAGCUUUCGUAGAUUUAUAAACAUAAAAGAGCAUUCCAAGUAGAGUGGCCUGUCUAAAAUGUGUUCCUGAAUAUGUUAUUCAAUAUACUGAUUUAGAUUAAAUGCAAGAACUUUGGCAAAGUUAUAAUGAAUAAGUUUUGGCUCUUUUCAAUAUAUAUCUAAGUAAUACUUAAAAAAAACAAUAAUAAGUAAUUCAUUAAUUGAAGGAAUCUAAAGAAGUUAUGAUUUAACUAUUUGAGCAAAUAAUAUAAUCUAUUUAAGAAAAAGGCUCACAAGGAAAUGAUGAACUUGAAUAGCAUCAUUAAUUGAUUUAAAAAGCUUGGUAGUAAUUAAGCAAAGAAGAUCUCAUAAAAAUUGCGAAUUUGCUUAGUCAAUAAAAUAGAAUCGCUCUUUUUAAUUAAAUUAUAGAGAAAGAAUUUUAAUCCAAAGAAUAAGCUAUUGACAAAUUGAUUAGUUCAUAAAUGUUGUAGUUCUAAAAUUUAAUUAAUUCUAGUUUGUCAUAAUUGCUUUCAAAGACAGCUAUUCAAGAUGGUAAAAAUCAGAUCAAUAAGAUUGAUGCUGAAACAUAAAUUCAAAAAUAAUUCUCAAUAAAUUAAUCAAUUGUCAAUCUUUAGGUUACUUAGAAUAAGUAAAAAAUUCUACAAUAAACUAAAAAAUCAUUCAGCUAUGAAUUGAUUUUCUAAUUGAGAGAAAGUAUUAAAUGCAGAUCAAUAAUAUUUAAUAAAGAUUAAUCUAUGAUGAUUGUCGGUUAAAGUAGUGGAAAUAUUAAAGUAUUUGAAUUUAAUUCUUAAAUUUUGAAAGAGACCUAAUAAGUUAAAGAGCAUAAGGAUUAGAUUAACUCUUUAGUUUUUAUGCUAAAUAGUUCUUAAUUUAUUUCUUGUAGUGAUGAUAAGUUGAUUAUAAUAUGGAGCAUGGAUAAUAAGAAAUAAUGGAAAGUUUUAUAAAAAUUAGAAGUUCAUACUGAUAAAAUUAAUUGUUUAAUCACAAAUAACUAAGAGGAUUGUAUAAUAUCUGGUAGUACAGAUAAGACAAUCAGAUUUUGGAUCAAAGAAAAUUAAUAGUGGAAGUUCAACCAGACAUUGUCAGAUCAUACUGACAAAGUCAGAUGUUUAGCAUUAAAUUUUUCAUAAAAUUAAUUAAUAUCAUGUGGAACGGAUAAAUUGCUAUUAAUCAUAUAAUAAAAUAAAAAUAAAUAAUGGAAUACAAUCUAAAAAAUACAGGUUGAAAAGUAUGGAUUUAGUUUAUGUUUUAUAUCCGAUACUAAAUUUACAUUCUAACCUGAAUCCUUGAAUGUAAUGCAUAUUUAUGAGUAGGAUUAAUCAAGCAAAUAAUUUAUAAAAAACAUACAAGAAGUAAGCAUUAAAUCAGGUGCAAAUUGUUCUGAGUUAUUCCCUUAAAAAUAUAUUAAAGAAAAAUAAAUUCUGCUAAAUAAGAAUGGAUGUUAUGUAAAUAUCAUUAGACAUAAGGAAAAUGGAGAAUUUCAAACCAUAUUUUAACUUGAAAAUAUGUGUGAUUGUUGCGGAUUAUUUGGAAGUAUUUCAAAUGAUGGGACUUAUCUAGUAACAUAUGAAAGUCAUAGCAGUGAGUUAAAAAUUAGAAAAUAUACAGAAAAUUGA
This is a messenger RNA of Paramecium octaurelia, 2250 nucleotides long. Lineage: Eukaryota; Ciliophora; Oligohymenophorea; Peniculida; Parameciidae. The record is from the annotation of a GenBank genome assembly.